GAAUCUUUGAAGGCAAAAUGCCUGACAAGUCUGAGAUUGAGUUCGUGCAUCUUAACGGGAAAUCAAUUUCAAAAAUAUGCACUGCCAGAGGCGUGAAAAUCGACGGGCAGUUCUUAAAAGACAGCACCCGGACAGUCAUAUACGUACGGCCGAAAAAGAAUUAUUCCUCAUCUGAUUCAUCAGAUUCUGAUUCGUCAGAUUCGGAUAAGUUGAAUGAUCCCAUAUUUUUACCUAAAAAAACUGCAGCUGGUAGUUCAAAGCGCAAAGUAUCUCGUUCAGAUGAUUGUGUAUCAGUACCUAAAAAGUUACGAGCGCAUGGCUCAAAGCCUCAAGUCAACACUCCGUCGACUCAAGAGCCAGGAAUACUGUUCCGUGAUGGGCGUUAUUAUUGGGUUGACGAGGACGGUCAUGAACACCUCCUUGAUGAUAAUACUUCUACUGACGUUCAGGAAAUAACAAAAAAUAAUAUUGCGGAAGGCAAUGUCAACACCCAAAAAAGUUUUCAACAGUCCCUACGGGACUACCAAAGUCGCAUUUCUCCCACUGUACUUAACAUUGUUGUAGCCCGUAGUACAGCCCUCAAUGAAUUGUACUCGUACCUCGAUGAUAAGGAAUUUUCAUGUUUAUCAAAUUUGUCUGUACGGUUCAAGAAUGAGAAAGGUGUUGGGUCUGGAGUUAAAAAGGAGCUAUUAUCUGUGCUUUUACAACAACUGAAAGCAUCUCUACUUUUAGAAGGAAAUGAGUUCCGAAAAACAUUCGUUAGUUCUCGACCUGCGGAACGAAAUGGCGAAUAUUUUAAAGUGGGACAAAUAAUAUCAUUAGUUUUACUCCAUGGAUGUCCAGCCCCUACAUUUUUUUCGGAAAUUUUCUGGAAACUUUUAAUGGACGAAGAAAUCACGGAGGUGACCUUAGAUGAUUUACUGAAUGAAACAGUGCGUUCACAAAUAAUGGCUGUUUUGUAAAGCGGAGAAUCAUCAGCUCUAAUCAACGCAGUUUAUGUCGAAUGUGACAUUUUUAAAGCUGCUCGUACCCACGAGCAAAUCAUAGGCCCUGACCCUGUUUUAAAACGGGAUGAAGCCAUAAAAGGUCAUUUCUAAUCUCUAAAAUAUUUUUUUUUUUUUUCUAUUAAAAUCUGUGUCUCCCUGAACAUCUUUAAAAACUGAGACCAUUUGUCUUUACCUCUGUUUUUCUGUGUAUUCACUAGCUGAAAAGACUAUCAAAAUAGUGUAUGGAGUGUUAAAACUUGUGACAGCCUUGUAAAAUUAUACUGAAAAUUAUUUACCUACAAUUUCAAUGGAAGAACCAAUAAAUUAUCAACGGGUCAGUUGCGUUAGUCACAGGAUCGUGUUUGGAUGGUUUAACAUUUUAAACCAGCGAAAGUCAAUUAAAUCAGUCCAAACGCCAAAUUUCUACAUCCAAUAUUAACAGAGAUGUUUUCCAUCAAAAAACACAGUGAAUAACAUCAUUCAUUGUGAUAGUGCUAUAGUGGUUUCUUUCACUUGAUUUCAUUUGUGUUUGAUAGGUGAAACUAUCAUAUAAAAAACGGUGGUAUAUACUUAUUACUGGAUUGGAUGACAUGCGUCUUAUUUUUCGAUGAGUCAUACUUCCGCGGAAAUUGGGCAAAGAAACCAAAUGUUUGAUCAGACCUUAUCAGUUUUGGCUAAUCUAUGAUCUUAAAUCAUCAAAACAUGAUUCCAUGAUUACCGCAACUGACCCGUUGCUAAUUCAGCUGCAAUUCUUUUCAUUUAAACGACCAGCAGACAUAGAUUUGAGAGAAAUUACAAAUUCCUAGCAGGAAAAUGGAGAGUCCUUAAUGAUUGGUAGUCGUCUGGUGAAGUCAGUAUGUUACAAUUUCUGGUGACAAGUUGUCUUACCAGGACUUUAUUUUUUAUUUUUCAAAGGAAAACUAGUCAACAGUUUCUACUGAUGAAAUUUUCUGCGAAUUCUCUUCUCUCAUUCUGUACAAAUCACACAACAUUGCAAGAGAACAUUUUAGGAGAAACUGGAAUCGCUUGAAUGUGGAAGUCAUUGGUCUGAUGCCUGAAUUAUGCCCUUCUCCCGCCAAAUUCAAGAUACCAAUGAGGAUCAGACCUCAGCAAUUAUCAGUUUGUCUGAACUAAUCAAAUAGAUUUGAUACAAUUCUGGAUGAAAAUAACUCGAAUUUACGAAAUUUCAGCUGUUCAGUGAUGAUUGUUUACUCCCAUAUUCAGCUGCCAAACUCAGUGUAUGAUUUCGGCUUAAAACAAACUCAAACAUUCAUAAAAAGUUCUCUCCUAUCUAGCAUUUCUUGGAAAGCUUGGAAGAUUAUCGAUCUCUGGAAAUGUGUAGUGAGAAAUAUAAUGUCAAUUUUUUUUUUCCAAAUAAUAAGUUGGUUUCACUAUUAUCCCUUUUUCUCAGAUGUUUUACACUACUACUGCAUUGAAGUAUUGAAAGGUCCCAUCAAUCAAUUUCGAAUGGGUCUAAACAAAGAAGUUCCUUUCGUGUCAGCCUUCAAACAGGAUCCUGUACAAGCCAAAAAGUUGUUUUGUUACUCUCCAGAUGUUCACUUGACAGCAGCUACUGUCAGGAACCUCUUUGUAGGGAAGCUGUCCUCAACUCACGAUUGAGUAAUUUAUAAUUACUGGUUACAAUAUGUAGACUUCCUUCAAGAUCAUGGAACUGAGUAACAUAAUCUGCACCGUUUGCUUCAGCUAGCAACUGGUCUCAGCGAUGUCCCUCCGUUAGGCUUUCGACUCAACCGACCAACUGUUUCCGUCAAAGAAUUGUGUUUUCCGAAAAGUCAAACCUGUUUUAACGAAUUGUAUUUGCCUGGUUUGGUAACAAAUUAUGAGGAAUUCCAAGCAUGUAUGGAAAUUGGCAUGGACAUAAUGGAAUUGGAUGAUGUGUAAUUGCUCUGUAAGCUACAUUGAACUGCACUUU
Messenger RNA from Bemisia tabaci, 2919 nucleotides. NCBI's taxonomy places the organism in Eukaryota, Metazoa, Arthropoda, Insecta, Hemiptera, Aleyrodidae. The record is from RefSeq and is a predicted model, not a curated record.